Molecule: messenger RNA, 5002 nt
Organism: Dermacentor andersoni
Lineage: Eukaryota; Metazoa; Arthropoda; Arachnida; Ixodida; Ixodidae
Biological process (GO): intracellular signal transduction; phosphatidylinositol phosphate biosynthetic process
Cellular component (GO): phosphatidylinositol 3-kinase complex
Molecular function (GO): 1-phosphatidylinositol-3-kinase regulator activity
Source: RefSeq, a predicted model, not a curated record
AAUUUGUCGAGCGUAAUAUUGCCCCGUGCGUCUGAAAUUACUUUCCUAUGGCCACCACAGUGACCGCGCCCUGAAUAAUUCUGCGAGUAAGUCGUUCCACGGUGCCCUCGUGUGAGUCGUUCGAAACGGCCAUUACGAAAUCAACGGACCUGUCUAGCACGUUUUGUGCAGGGCCAUUGUUUUUCUUUUUUUUUCUUUUCCGAAGUCCUCCGGGGCACAUAUCGGUUGCCGCUGUUACAAUGCGGGGUGUCGUCUGCUAUCCAGGAGCCCUCGGCGUUAUAUUUAGAACGACUCGGCGUAACGUCUGAUGUCACAUUUUUCCUUUUCCGUCGUUUUUGUCCUUUUUACGUCGCCGUUAUGCGGGCAUAAACGUAUGCGUAACACGUACAGAUCGACGCACGGCAGCUUGCUCGGCACCGCUAAAGCGUGAAGUUAACGGCCCCGUGGAACAUUCCGUUUUACUCUGUUAUAUUUCUUUCUGUGUGCUUCUGUCGUCGCUGCGUGGACAAUUAUUUGCCGCGGCGCAGCAGAUAUGAGCGCUCCGAUCCAUCACACUCAUCACGAACAAUGGCACCGAUUUUGCUCGCGGAUUACGGCGAACUGGGGCGCGUUUCCCAGGAAAAGCGCCGCCAGCGCCGCCCGGCGGUGGCGAGGAUUUCGAAACAGACGGCGCGCGGCGCCCACACACCCGCUCACUCGUCGUCUGCCGCUUCCGUGGAACAGAUAGGGAGAGUCGUCGCCGUCUGCUCGGGGGCUGCGAGUAGCAGACGACGCGCUUUCGACGCUCGUUUGUCGAGGAAAUCUUGCGCGCGCUCUUGUACACUCAUCUAAGUGUGGUUCGUCUUCGUUGUGGCGUGUAUGUGUGCGUGCACCGAUGCCUUGCGCGGACUACGGUAGGAUAUGCUGCCAAGCUUCUACCACCGUCGCUGCUGGCUCCCUCAGCCGCGAUGCGAAACGGAAGUGUGAUGUCGCAUUCGCGACAGAAGCGGUGAUGACGAGCGGAUUGCCGGUGAUGGUGGUCGGUGGCCGGACGGCGAUCGCCGCGCCCGUGUCCUGCGCCCGCGCCGCGAGCUGCGCCUCGCCCUGCUGCUGCUGCUGCCCUGACCUGGUGUGGUCGCCGCUGUCCGGCGGCGGCAUGUGGUCGGCUCAACUUCGGUCGCCGCCGCCGCACGCCGCCGCGUCGUUGCCGCCCCAGUCGGCCACCGCGCACGGCUGUGCGGCGCUGCCCGACAAGCAGGCGCUCUUCCUGGUCGCCUUCCCGAUCUGUGCCUCCUCCAACGGCUCCUCCCAAGCGUCCCCCCAACUCCACCCAGCGGCGGCGACGACGUCGCCCUGCUGCUGCCGGUGCUGCUGCAAGUCCAGCUGGAGCGCCAAGCCGGCCUCGACGACGACGGCGCCCUGCUGGACCACGCAGCAGGACGCCUCCUCGCCCGCCGGAAGGAACGCCUUCCUGCCGCCCAAGGAGGAAGAAGGGAAGCCUUCUUCCGGCCUCCUGGAAGACCGCCUCAUGGAAGCCCCGCCGCCGCCUUCCCCUCCUCCUCCCCCUACGAACGCUCAGCAGCAGCGCUACGGCAACCAGCCUCCUCACCUUUCCCCACCUCCCGGUGCACCAGCGGGAGCGGCGAGCGACGUCGACCUGAGCCGCGUCCGGGACGCCCUGCGGACGCUUCGCACCAGCGGCUACUACUACGAGGGCCUGUCCUGGGAGGAGGCCGGCCGGUUCCUGCGCGGACGGCCCGUGGGCACGUUCCUGGUGCGCGACAGCUCGGACAACCGGUUCCUCUUCGCCCUGAGCGUGCAGACGGAGCGGGGCCCGACCAGCGUGCGCAUCCACUACUGGCGCGGCCAGUUCCGGCUGGACUGCGAGGACGCGCUGGCGGGCAGCAUGCCGUGGUUCUCGUGCGUCGUGUCGCUCGUGGAGCACUACGUGCGGCUCAGCCGCUCGGCCAAGGGACAGAUGUGCGUGUGGUUGGACGGUCACGGCCGCCGGGACUUGCCCAUCGUGCUGACGAGGCCGCUGUACCGGGAGCCGGCGUCGCUCCAGCACCUGUGCCGCAUCGCGCUCAACCGGAGCGCGGGCGCGGUGACCGCGGCGUCCUCCGAGUGCAGGGACGUGGAGCCGCUUCCGGCGGCGCUAAAGGACUACCUCAGGGACUACCCCCACCUACACUGACCAAAGCGUUACAUGAGCCCCCCACCUCUACCCCCCCCCCCUCCUGUUUCUUGUGGCGGGGUUUGUGAAUUCUUCAUCCCAAACCCGGGGCACCCUUGUGUGGCCCUGUUCUGGUCCGGCUGCGGCGGCGGUAGUGUGGUGGGGGUACGAGGAUUGUGCUUCGUCACCGCGACUGGGCCCCACCCACGAGUCGCAGUUCCUACACGUGUCGUGAAGAAAUUAGCCAGCUUGUAGAGUCACUGGAUGAUGACUUCUGCGCAGCGCCUUGCUGUUUGCUUUCUGUUCUGCUUCCGCAUUUUUUUUAAAUAUAUAGUGCUGCUUACGGUCACCAAGUACAAAAAUAACAAAACAAACAAACAAUGUAAUCAGACUUGGCAGAGCACAGACUUCCUGUUGAAAGCCUGUCGUCGCGCCUUGUCCUAUUUGAUUCUUCACAUGGUUGUUCUUUGUACCUGCUGUCCGAUCAUGAACCGAACGUUCGAGUUCUCUGGGACGCUGUUUCAUGCUGUUUCAUCAAACUGUUUCACACAGAGGAGUGAAAAAUACGGCCUUGAGAUAAAAUCUGCACAACAGUAUUUAGCUUCACAAUUAGCACAACAUUUUUUAAAGGCUUUAGCAAAAUCGUUCGGUCACGUGAGCCGUGUCGCUCACUAUGUAUUUCAGUAGCAGCGGCUGUAAAGUCUCACCUCAGUUUCUAAUUACCCUCAAGCUCAAGACGUCUGUCUAUAUCGGUGCUCUUUCGAUAGGGAACCCGAUCGAUGUGGUGCUAAUAAUACCUAACGUACCAGGUUAUACUGCAGGGUUUUACGGGACUGCUCCAAUGUCCACGCAUCGCCGUGAAAUGCGUUUACCGUUUCAGGCUCUUUUCACUCGGGUCUCUUGCGUGCCUUUGCGGAAGCUUCAAUUUUGGCAGCGUUCUCCUUGCAAUUUAUUAUUGCACUAGCGAGGAUAACAAACUUUAUCUUUUGUUUUCGGUUCAGCCGUGUAGUUAAUGCUUGCGUCCGGUUGUAGCCGUUGGUGCAUUGAAUAUUUCCGGUGCCAGAUGAUGAUAAAGUGUGUACGAGGCUGUCGUGUAUAUCUGUUACCCCUGAAUUUUGGCCGAAGGCCGUUUUCAUUUUUUUAAAUAUUAUUACUGAACCUUGACUUGCGUCUGUACCAUGUCAAAAAGUGCUUGCUUACGACAUUUGGGAAGUGUCUGUGGAAAGCAGCUCCAUUUUCUUUUGGAAUUCUCGCACUGGCUUGCUUUCUGCGGGAUUCAAAAUUAGGCUUUUCGGUGUAUCUGUCUGGGCCGCUGUCUUUUGUAUACUCACGGAUAUCAAGAGAAAGAAAUGAGUGCGCGAGAUUAAAAUGUAUUCCUUUAGAAGGGAGCCGCAAUAUCGUCUGCUUUUAAAUGGAUGCCGCUGUGUCGCUCGUAAUCAGCGUUGAGAAAUGAAAUUUGAAAGUGAAAACGGGUACAGUAUAUAUAAGGGGCACGCUUAACAUUUUUAAGUUGCUCGCUAGUGCUAGCGUUUUCUUACGCGAGCAAUAUAUUUUUUUGCGUUACGCAUCGCUGAUCCUCGUCAGACGUAGAAACCGUCUGCCUGCGCUGUCACAGAAAACGAUGGCAUUCAAGCGUUCAAACGAUGGCAGACGAUGUCAUUCAAGCGUUCAUCGAAACCGAGUUCACGUCGCAGACGUGUGGGGUUUCCGAUUUGCAGACGAUUUUGUGGCAUUCCGAGUAGCAGACGACCUUGUGGACCCCCCGAGUAGCAGAUGAUUUUUGCGCCGUAGCGAGUAACCGAGAUAUUUUGUGCUGUAAGCAAAGGUGUACCACAGCUCAUUAAUCGCAUCAGUUGCACAACUCGCCUCUAAAGUCUCCUGUGACUAUUUUUUUUUUAGACAAGUACAUAGCCGAUGAGUCGAAAAUCAAAUUGAGCGUGCCACUGCUCGGGUAUGUUCUAGUUCAUCUCGCCUGCCGCCAGGUUGGGCGGCAAAUUCCAAAAAUCUGACCCACUCUGUUAGGUGUACCCCUGUUUCUGAAACGCACAGUCGAUUAAGAGUUUCGCAACUGGCGUGGUUAAGGGGCGCUUUUUCAUGCACAAAUGUUAGCCGGAAAAAAAAAAAAAAUGUGUGCGACACGUGACCGAUCACAUGAUUGUGAACUGUUGGUUCUUUUAAAAGGCGCGUCGGCUUUUAUCCAGUGACUCUACGAGCAUACAAAGAAGAAACCGCGUUUUACUGUUCAGGUGCCUUCUGGGACCAAGAUGGCGGCUAUGUUUGUCUGUGUGUGUCGUACGCGCGCUACCGCCAUCUGUCGGGUAACCCGCACACGUCUUCCCGGCGUCCCAAGUGUUCACAAGAAGGGAAAACGAAAGUGUCGGCGGUUUCCACGAUUGUGCGGUGUUGUGACGCUUUUCUUACCUGCGUUUUUUUUUCUUCUUCUCUAAAAUGCGUCGCUGCCUUAUUCGCGGCCGCGCGGUAUUUUUGUACAAGCGGCCCGUAUCUUCCUCGUGAAGUCGUAAAUUUGUGCGCGGGCCAAGCCGCUGCGGGUGACGUGUAAGCACGCGUCGCUCAAAAGAGCCCACGAACGGGGCUUUUGUGAAAGCGAGCAAGGUUCGUGGCGUGCCGUCGUUUUGGCCGGGAAGCUAUGAUUUGUGGCGAGGAUAGGCGCCGGAUUCGCUCUUUCGUGUCGCUCCUGCAAUAUCCGGUCGUCUUGCAGAAGUUAACCGACAUCUGCGCCCUCUGCCAGCGGAGUGUGUUAUCAAAUGACCUGUUUGUUAGCUUGCCGAGCUGCCCACAGGUGACGUGACUAGAGGUGAAUCUAGGCAAAAAGCAAAAAAAAAAAAAGAA